AUUUCACCGCCUAUGUCCCACAGAUACAUAAACUGUGAUGUUUGAAUUGCAAUUUUUUCUACAUUGAACAUAUCACCACCAGUCGGCAAUGUCGUUACCAGAUUUGGAAGACCAAGGGACCAAGCAUACACAAUGGGAUGUCACUCUCAAGUCGCCGCCAUUUUGACAUACAAUCGAGGACUUAACAUGCACAAAAGAGGUAGCAGUGGUGUCGACUUUUCUAUAACUACGACAAGAGAUGGAUCAAGGUCUUUCGGGGACCAUGAUGACAGAUGGGUUCCUCGUGGUAAAAAUAACAGGCGAAAUUUUAAGCACAAAGGCCAUGGAAAAGGAGGUCGUAGUCGGGGUGGUUCAUACAGAUAUAAUGCUGACCAACGAACUCAUAUGACUGACCAAGAGGGCGAUACAGUUAUGGAGGGUGAUGCCAUUAGUUCCCGUCAACGAUACAAUCCUUAUGGAUCAAGACCAAAGAGUCGAAGAGGUAGAAGGGACAACAACCAAGAUCAUGCUAGAGAAUAUCAUGCACCAAAUGUCACUGCUGCAAUAAGAAUGGGUCUUCCUGUCAGUAACAAAGGAAAAACAUGGUACAAAAUAUCGAUACCAAAUACAAAGCAAAUUGAUAAAGCCGUCUUAUUAAGUCUUCUUGGAAACCAUACUCCAGGCCCAUUAAGUCCCAUUGAGUUUCAUUAUGAAGGACAAAUGGCGGUAUUUCAUCUGAAAGAUCGUGACAUCGCUGAAUCAUUGAGAAAGAUCAACAAAACAAUCACAAUGCCAAACUCCAAUUUCAAGAUUCCAAUCACUGUUUCCCUUUCUGGUCCUCCUUUGCCUACAAUGGAUGAGGCAAAAGAGCAAAGUCUGAAGACUGUGAUGAGUCAGCGGUAUGAUCCUUCUGUGAAAAUGCUUGAUCUCAGCUUCCUUUACAAUGACCCAGGUCUUGUUCAGCAAGACAUAUACCUUGCACUUAAUCGUCAUUGUGUCAUGGCCAGUGCUAUAAAAAUUAUAAAAGAAAACAUACCAGAACUGGCAGGCUUGAACCUCAGCAACAAUCGACUUCUGUCUUUGAGUUCAUUGCAAGACCUGGUCAGCAAAGCCCCAUGCUUGAUAUCGCUCAAUCUCAGCUGUAAUCAGUUGCGUGACCUCACAGAGUUGGAGAAAUUAAAAGGGUGGCAGUUGCAAGAGCUUGUGCUGACUGGUAAUGUGUUGUGUAACACUUACAGGGACAAGCCUGCAUACAUAAGUGCUGUCAGAAAAAUAUUUCCCAAAGUUACCAAACUGGAUGGAAAUGAUUUGCCCCCACCAAUAACCUUUGAUGUGGAGAGAGCAGUCAUACCCCCAUCAAAAGGCUCUUAUUUUGUGAAUGAUGAAAUCCAAGACCUUGUGGUGAAGUUUCUGAAGGAGUAUUAUACAUUGUAUGACUCUGAUAAUCGACAACCCUUGAUUGAUGCCUAUCAUGAGCAUGCAGUGUUUUCACUUACUGCUAACUACAAUGAAACAAAUGACAAACAAGCAAGCCUGAAAGAAUACUUGUUAGAAAGCAGGAACAGCCUGAGGAAGAAAGGUUCAGAUCAAGAAAGAGCUCGACAAAUGGACCGCUUACUAAAGAGAGGACGAUUGCCUGUUGUCUCACAGCUGUAUUCUUUGUCACGAACUACACAUGAUGCCAGCUCCUUCAUUGUUGAUGUAAACUUUGUGUCUUCAAGUUUGCUGAGCUUCACAGUGAAUGGCCUUUUCAAAGAGACUGAUAAUAAAGCAGACAAACCCCCAAUCCGUGCCUUUAGCAGAGUAUUCGUCACCGUGCCAGCCGCAGCUGGUGGCAUUCUCGUCACAAAUGACAUGCUUACAAUCACAAAUGCCACACCAGAGCAGACCCAGGCUGCCUUCAAAAAUACAGGACCUACACCAUCCUCAAGUCCAGUGUCAUCCAACCCCCCACCUAUAAAUACACUCGUGCCACCACCUAGCACAAGUGGGGCAUCAUUGCUUCCAGCCAGUGUCGCCACCCCUGAAAGCCAGCAGCAAAUGAUUCUGGCAUUCAGCCAGAAUUCAGGCAUGAAUGUAUCUUUCUCUCAGAGAUGCCUGGUGGAAAAUGGCUGGAACUUUGAGAAGGCUGCAGAGGUUUUCACCACUCUCAAUUCUCAAGGCAAGAUUCCACCAGAAGCUUUCCUAAGAACAUGAAAGAACUUGAAAAAGAAGAAAAACCUUGAAGUAGCACCAUUUUGGGGUUAGGUGGAAACCGGCACAACAGCAGCAGCUAGGAUACCUUCUGGAUUGCUUUACAUCCAGAUAUGUUACCCCUACAGAGAGGAAACCUGACAUUUUGAUGUCAUGUCAUGGAUCCUAUAAUAUGUGAAAUAGUUGAAUAAUCUUUGUUGCCUCUGUCACCUUGACACUUUUUUUUGUCUUGUGCAAGUAUGUGAGAGUGAAAAUGAACUGAGAAUUUUUUGUUGUUUUAAGUACAUGUAAAAAGAGAACAGGCAUCAACUUUUGAAAAUUUAAAAAAAAGGUUUGUUUUAUAUUUAGGUCAACAAAACUGUGUUUUUAUAGACGAAUUCAUACUCAUGGUUGAUUAAAAGAUGCCCAUUACACACUCCCCCUUUAUUUUUGAUGUAACCAUGUGAUUUACUGAUACUUUAAAAAGUGUUAUUUUCUACUGUGCGUUGAAGGCUGUAAUCCCAGCUUAAGAUUCAUAAUAGAUUUUUCAUCAGAUGGGUUACACGUUAUAAAAUGUAACAAAACAAAAAGUUUAUGGAAAGCAAACCAUCUGUGAUACACUAUGGGAAUUAUUGCACACAGUAUCAACUUGAGUUAACUUGUGCACACCUUUUUUCCGUUGCAUGUGUUUGUUUAUGCUUGCACAUUAGAGUGUUUGUGUCCAGGAUGUUUUUAAAGAAAAAGGCAGCCAUGGUUUGUUUAUUGUUGAUUAGCCUUGUACAAAAGCAGUUGUAAAACUACAUAUUCAUUUACAGUGACAUCAGAUAUUCUGGUUUGGAUUUUAAUUUGAAGAAGCAAAUAGAGCCCUCUUGUUUGCUUAUUUUGUAAUAUACUUUUAUUGAUUGUAGUUUCCUGCUACUAUCUUGUGACAAUGGACAUCAAAGUCUAAUACUAGAUAAAACUUUUACCUGGCAAGUCACUUUGCACCUUGUACUGUUCUGUAAUGAUAAUAAGCCAGUGUAGAAGUUGCCAAUAAUUGUGUUAACAUUCACUUUCCACAAUGUCUCUUUGUAAGGCAGGCAAAGAAGAAAAACUGCCAAAAUGCUUUUGUUACAUGCCCAUAUGAAGCAUGAAAUAAAAGUGUAAAGAGUUAAA
This is a messenger RNA of Pomacea canaliculata, 3306 nucleotides long. Its product is annotated as nuclear RNA export factor 1-like. NCBI's taxonomy places the organism in Eukaryota, Metazoa, Mollusca, Gastropoda, Architaenioglossa, Ampullariidae. The record is from RefSeq and is a predicted model, not a curated record. The transcript has 22 exons. Bases 133 to 2175 code for a protein of 680 amino acids. Gene Ontology annotation, biological process: poly(A)+ mRNA export from nucleus. Gene Ontology annotation, cellular component: nucleus; cytoplasm. Gene Ontology annotation, molecular function: RNA binding; protein binding.